Micromonas pusilla CCMP1545 is the source of this 951-nucleotide messenger RNA. RefSeq lists its product as uncharacterized. Bases 1 to 951 code for a protein of 316 amino acids. The record is from RefSeq and is a predicted model, not a curated record. NCBI's taxonomy places the organism in Eukaryota, Viridiplantae, Chlorophyta, Mamiellophyceae, Mamiellales, Mamiellaceae. Gene Ontology annotation, biological process: double-strand break repair via homologous recombination. Gene Ontology annotation, cellular component: cytoplasm; nucleus. The transcript is spliced from 3 exons. Gene Ontology annotation, molecular function: protein serine/threonine phosphatase activity.
AUGUCGUCCGACCUCGACGUCAUGAUCGAGACGCUCCGACGGUGCGAGGUCUUGAAAGAGUCCGAGGUGAAGUGGCUGUGCGGCAAGGCGAUGGAGGUGCUCGUGGAGGAGAGCAACGUGCAGAGGAUCGACUCCCCGGUGACGAUAUGCGGGGACAUCCACGGGCAAUUUUACGACCUCGUCGAGCUGUUCAAAGUGGGGGGGGACUGCCCGCAGACGAACUACCUGUUCAUGGGCGACUUCGUCGACCGCGGGUUCUACUCCGUGGAGACGUUCUUGCUGUUGUUGGCGCUCAAGGUGCGCUAUCCCGACAGGAUAUACCUCAUCCGAGGGAACCACGAGUCGAGGCAGAUCACGCAGGUGUACGGGUUCUACGACGAGUGCCUUCGGAAGUACGGCAGCGUAAACGUGUGGCGGUAUUGCACGGACAUAUUCGAUUACCUGUCGCUGUCCGCGCUCGUGGACAAUCGCAUCCUGUGCGUCCACGGCGGGUUAUCCCCCACGAUCACGAGCGUGGAUCAGAUCCGGACGAUCGAUCGAAAGCAAGAGGUGCCGCACGACGGCGCGAUGUGCGACCUGCUGUGGUCAGGCGCGUUCUAUACACUGGUCCCCAUACGACCCCACCCGGAAGACGUCACCGGGUGGGGGUUGAGCCCGAGAGGCGCGGGGUACCUGUUCGGAGGCGACGUGUGCCACCAGUUCAAUCGCACGAACGGCGUGGACUUGAUCGCGCGCGCGCACCAGCUCGUCAUGGAAGGGUACAAGUGGAUGUUUGACGAGGAGUUGGUGACGGUGUGGAGCGCGCCAAACUAUUGCUAUCGGUGCGGGAACGUCGCCGCGAUUCUAGAGUUGGACGAGCACCUGGAGAAGAACUUUAAGGUGUUCGAGGCGGCGCCGAGCGAGUCUAGGGGGGUGCCCGCGAAGAAGGCGGCGCCGGAUUACUUUUUGUGA